Molecule: messenger RNA, 4101 nt
Organism: Coregonus sp. 'balchen'
Lineage: Eukaryota; Metazoa; Chordata; Actinopteri; Salmoniformes; Salmonidae
Source: the annotation of a GenBank genome assembly
AUGAAGCUUUCCAGACUCUUGCAGGCAAGUAGGCAGGAUACACAGCUAUCGCCUACAUGACAAUGUAGAACAUAGCUAUGCAUGCAUUACCCCAUUCAUAGACGUAAACUUAUUUAGCGCCUAUUGACGAUAGUGACGUUAUAGUCGCUCUGGAUAAGAGCGUCUGCUAAAUAACUAAAAUGUAAAUCUUCUUUACCGGGGACUUUUGUUAAAGAGCCCCGACGCUCGGUCUGAAUGUUGCGAACGUUUGCGGUACUGUUUUGGAAACAUAAGGAACGUGUUUUUCAUAUCAGCGAGAACAAUUUUUUUAAAAUUACUAUUCUACACACCUUUAUAAAGUUAGGGUUAAUGUUCCCACAUGGCCAUAUCUCCAUGUUACAGCGCUUGUUAACGGAAGACAUAGGCGGCCACCUGUGCUAAUUACAGUAGCUAUCUAGCCUGCUCCGAACACCUGGUGUAAGCGUAACUGGGGAGGAAGUGUAGUUCCUCAACUGGAGGCACACACAGUGUAUGGAUCUGUGCAAAACUGCUACUGUAAGUGUAUAUUUUAUUUUAAUUUAUUGCAGACAUGAAAGAUAUGUUAAGAAAACCGUUUCGUAGGCGAUGAUUAUGUCGUAGAAAUACUUCUCAAAUAUAUCUCUCAGACACUGGAGCUUGUGAGUUUAGAAUAUACUUUAUUACAAAGUAACAAGCCGAGCUGAUCCGCGGAGCAACUGCCAGUCCCAGACUUGGAGCUCUCUUUUUAUACAGCUUCAUCUUUUCAUAUCAUAUAGGAACCCCCUCUUUAUCCAAAUAGCCACCCUCCCUUGACCUUGAGCCACUAUGGUUUCUUUGUCUAGCCUCUUUCCUGUCUAUGCCCAUGUCUGCUUGGUUUCCCGUCCUCUUGCCUGGCUAUUGGUGGCGUGAUAAAGACAGUUGCUUUAAAAAUAAUAUACAUACACACCUGAUGCUAAUUAUAUAGUACAUUAAUUACUGCAGUCACAAUGUGGUUGUCCAGUCAUGCAUCUGGAUUACAAAAUGUUUCAUCAUGUUUCAUACAUAAUAGACAGGUGUAGUCACUAAUCCUCUUUUAAACCCAUAAUGAUUCUGCUUAUUGUUAAAUGAUUUUAUAAUAUAUGUAAUGGAAAAAUACUUAUAAUUAUUGAUGUUUCUAAACAUUAAAACACAUCGUCGGAAUUGUAGUUCACACAAGCCUAACGUGGGCAAAUGUAACUCUACAUACAGAGAAGGGUUUUCAAGAGCUAUGCAUGCAUAAGCUAUAUCCUGCUUUAUAAUAGCUAUUAUUCUUACAGUAGCUAGCUAGCUACGUUUUUCUUAACUCCUACAGGGUCCAAGAGAUGGCUGCACUGGAGAAAAGAGAUCCAACUCCUGUCAGACCUUGCAUACUAUGGUUUAACCACAUUCUCAGGUAGGUAAACAAACAUACUGUGUUCAAAUCUGACAGGCAGGCAUGCCAUCAAAGACAGACCAGGGGCAUCCAUUGUUAAUGCUACAAUGCCACCUAACCACACGUCCUUGCUGUCCCUCCCUGUGUCAUCCAGGGUACCAGACGUUGGGUGAGGAGUAUGUCAGUAUCAUCCAAGUGGACCCCACCCUGCGCAGGGUACCGUCGCGCGUCAGACGAGGAGCCCUGGUGCUCCUCCACAGCCUGUUUCCUUACCUACUGGACAAGCUGCUGGUGUGCCUGGAGAAUGAGCUGGAGGCGGGGGAGGAAAGCCUGGGAGGGGGAGGCCGGAGAGCAGCAGUGACCAGUCCCUGGAGCCCCGGAGCCUGGAUGAGAGGCUGGGUCCGGAGGGCGGUGGGGCUGCUGACAGAGCCCCAGAGGAGGGCGUGCGUGCCGGCCGUGUUGGUCCUCCAGCAGGGACUCUCCAUCCUCCACCGGGUGCACGUGGCCCUGUUUUACAUCAGCGGGGCCUUCUACCACCUGGGGAAGAGGACGGCCGGAGUCAGCUAUGUAGGUAUUUGUGUGAGAACCUAUUCAGUAGUGUACCGUAGCAAAACUUUUUGCAAUGUAAAACAAAAACAAACAUAUCUUUUUGGACAAGUUCAGGUAAUCCCUCCCUGUUUCAGUCCGUUUUCUUACUAGCUGAACUUUAUUGUUUUCCGUUGCAAAACGUUUUGCUACAGUGUGCCCUAAUGAAUAUGACCCAUGUCUCAGUGUUAGGAAUGUAUGCUUCAGCAUGGCAUUUCUCACCAUUCUGUCUUUCCCUGGUUGGUUAGCUACGGGUGCGUGGUGUGACGGGGGAUGACGGGGCCGUCCGGAGCAGCUACAGGCUCCUGGGCGUGGUCUCCCUGCUGCAGCUGGCCCUCACGCUGGCCCUGCAACUCAACAACCUCCGGCAGAGACAGAGAGCCAGGCAGGAGUGGAGACAACACAGGAACCUGACCUCCAGGUACACUGCAAUAGGACACUGUAGGAAUAAUAGAAUGAACACUGGCUGGCUUGGUCACGCUGAAAAUCUGCUACCAUAUCUAUCAAUAUGCCUUUGAGUCCAUAUACCUUUCUUGGUCCUGGUCCUGGGGGCCCAUCAAGCCUCUCAUUGAGGUUGGGUGGGUGGGACCCCUUUGGGUCCCCGGGAAGCACUGUUUAUGAAAACAUUCAAAUUCUGAGAUUGAUACUAUUUAAUUGCGAAGCCGUAGUUCAAGUUUUUCAACUCAAGUUGGUAAUUUCCUUGAUGUACACAUGCCCCCAUGCAUUUUUUUGAAUGUGAAUAUUGAGAUACGCAUAUGAAUUUCACAUAUGCAUGCGUUUUAAAAUGUACCCGUAAUUGUGUGUGUCCAGGUCCCAGUCUGUAGAAGAGACUGACUCACCCCGUACCUCUCGCUGUAACCUGUGUCUGGAGGAGAGGAGGCACUCGACCUCCACUCCGUGUGGCCAUCUGUUCUGCUGGGAGUGCAUCACAGAGUGGUGCAACACCAAGGUGAGACCAUAGAUACAUUAAAUGACUACUGUUCUAUGUCCAAUUGAAUUAUGUGAGUGAAACGCUACGCUCUAUAAAGGGUACCGUUUGACUGCUAGAACAGUGGCACAGUCCAGAAACGACCUCUACCCCGUAGGCACUUGUGUAGGUCUGACAGGACUGGAGAGGUAUAAUAUUCCACAUAGCUAGCCUAUCAGAGUGAAUGUUCCGCCUAGCUAGCCUAUCAGAGUGAAUGUUCCGCCUAGCUAGCCUAUCAGAGUGAAUGUUCCGCCUAGCUAGCCUAUCAGAGUGAAUGUUCCGCCUAGCUAGCCUAUCAGAGUGAAUGUUCCGCCUAGCUAGCCUAUCAGAGUGAAUGUUCCACCUAGCUAGCCUAUCAGAGUGAAUGUUCCACCUAGCUAGCCUAUCAGAGUGAAUGUUCCGCCUAGCUAGCCUAUCAGAGUGAAUGUUCCACCUAGCUAGCCUAUGGGAGGGUCAGUGUUCCACCUAGUAGCCUAACAGAGAAAAUAAGCUCUAGAUGCAGUGCAUUACUAUGAGUUUCUUCCUCUCAACAGACAGACUGCCCUUUAUGUCGUGAGAAGUUCCAGCCUACUCGACUAGUCUACCUGAGGAACUACUAGCCGAAGAGCCAGAACCUCUGACGUGGCUGUUAUUAUAUGGCUCACUUCCUAAAUGACUGGAUCGCCACAUCGGACUGUUGAAUCGUUAAACACAACUGUUUCUCUUUUGUCCGAGUUUAGCUAUCCCUUGUUGGGGUCACGUCUGAAUAGCAUCUCACUUAGAGAAUGGCUAGAGAUCUUAUUUUGGGGCGUUGAUUCAGAUAUUGCUGUGUCAAGAUAUCUCCAGUAUUAAAGAAAAUGUGUGCAUAAAGCAUUUCACAUUGUUUUUCUAAUCAGAAUGCAGAAUAUUAUUGUAAAGAUCUGUACAACACUGUCCUCAGCCCUUUUAUUCUGUGUCAGGGCUACACACUGGAAUAAUUUGUAGGUAAUGGGUAUAUGUUUCUUUCUUUGGUAAUGUACUGUUUCUAAAUUUUAUGAAAAUGUAUAAUGCAGUGCACUAUAUUGAGGAAUCAUACAUGUUUCAAUGGUUUGCAUAUGAAUCAUAAUGUUGGAUUGUAUCAGUCUAACUGAUCUAAAUGUUUAAAUUUAAAAAAUAUUAAACUAUGCUACUUUUGUAAUAAACA